Messenger RNA from Perognathus longimembris pacificus (Pacific pocket mouse), 986 nucleotides. Its product is annotated as complement component 1 Q subcomponent-binding protein, mitochondrial-like. The record is from RefSeq and is a predicted model, not a curated record. NCBI's taxonomy places the organism in Eukaryota, Metazoa, Chordata, Mammalia, Rodentia, Heteromyidae. Gene Ontology annotation, cellular component: mitochondrial matrix. Gene Ontology annotation, biological process: cytosolic ribosome assembly.
AUGGGCAGCUGCUGCAGCCUGUGGACUUUCGGGCUGCUCGGCGUGCGCUCGGCGGCGGGGCAGCAGCGCAGCCUCCUCUGGGCCCUGGAGCCCUGCGCCUGCGGCUGUGGCGCUCUGCACACCGAAGGAGAAAAAGCUUUUGUUGAAUUCUUGACUGAUGAAAUUAAGGAAGAAAAUAAAAUCCAGAAGCACAAAUCCCUACCCAAAUCUGGAGCUUGGGAGCUGGAAGUGAAUGGAACAGAGGCUAAAUUAAUUCGGAAAGUUUCUGGAGAAAAGAGCACUGUCACUUUCAACAUUAACAACAGCAUCCCACCAACAUUUGACAGUGAGGAGGAGGCCACGCAAGGACAGAAAGUUGAAGAACAAGAGCCGGAAUUGACAUCAACUCCCAAUUUCGUGGUUGAAGUUACAAAGAGUGAUGGCAAGAAGGCCCUGGCACUGGAAUGUCACUAUCCAGAGGAUGAGAUUGGACAAGAGGAGGAGGCUGAGAGUGACAUUUUCUCCAUCAAGGAAGUUAGCUUUCAGGCCACUGGUGACUCUGAAUGGAAGGAUACAAAUUACACACUCAACACAGAUUCUCUGGACUGGGCCUUGUAUGACCAUCUGAUGGAUUUUCUUGCGGACCAAGGAGUGGACAACACUUUCGCAGAUGAGCUGGUGGAGCUCAGCACAGCCCUGGAGCACCAGGAGUACAUCACCUUUCUUGAAGACCUCGAAAGAUUUGUCAAAAGCCAGUAGCACUGUGAGAGACAGCAAAGGCCUUAAUUUUACAGCUACUUUUGGCCAGUGAGCAAAACUACCCUGUCAAUAGAAUCAUGUGCUUUUCAAAUGGUUAUCAUCCUAAUAUCAUGGGGGAAAAAUGACAAGUUUAAAUUAUUGAUCCUGCACUCACGUUUACUAUUCAUCCCAUAUUUUUUUCUGUACAAAUUUAUGUCUGGAUUUUUGUAUAACCUGAUAGACAAUAAAAUUGUUUUAUCUCCUCCAAA